CUGUCAGAAAUGCUUUCAAACUUACAUUCAUUGGGUUCUUGGGCACCUGAAACUGCAAGCGACUGCAUUACAAUUAAGUGAGAAAUAGCAGAAUGUUAAAGUUCUUUUUAACAAUUUGCAUAACAAACCGAGGCGUCCUACGCCAUCUCUCUGAAAUGAAAUUCGGAUGUAGACACCCUUGCGCUUCAGGACUCUGAGCUCUUGCAGCAGCGCCUCUGCCCAACGGCGGGCGGCAGCAUCUCAGUACUCACUCUAAAGACUUGUAGGUGGGAGGAGAGAUUCGCGUUCAAAAUCUUUUUGCCUCUAUCCGCUCGCCGUAGCGCCUUAGCCCGCUCGAGUUUCAAUGCGCGUUGUUGCUUAACGAAGCUGAGUCCUACACACUGUCCGCUGCUCUCCUGAUCAUGGCUUCUCCGAGUUCUUUCACCUACUAUUGCCCUCCAUCUUCCUCCCCCGUCUGGUCAGAGCCGCUGUACAGUCUGAGGCCCGAGCACGCGCGAGAGCGGUUGCAGGACGACUCGGUGGAAACAGUCACGUCCAUAGAACAGGCAAAAGUAGAAGAAAAGAUCCAAGAGGUCGUCAGUUCUUACAAGUUCAACCACCUUGUACCAAGGCUUAUUUUGCAGAGGGAGAAGCACUUCCAUUAUCUGAAAAGAGGCCUUCGACAACUCACAGACGCCUAUGAGUGUCUGGAUGCCAGCCGCCCAUGGCUCUGCUAUUGGAUCCUGCACAGCUUGGAACUGCUAGAUGAACCCAUCCCCCAGAUAGUGGCUACAGAUGUGUGUCAGUUCCUGGAGCUGUGUCAGAGCCCAGAAGGUGGCUUUGGAGGAGGCCCCGGUCAGUAUCCACACCUUGCACCCACAUAUGCAGCAGUCAAUGCAUUGUGCAUCAUUGGCACUGAGGAGGCCUAUGACGUCAUUAACAGAGAGAAGCUUCUUCAGUAUUUGUACUCCCUGAAGCAACCUGACGGCUCCUUUCUCAUGCAUGUCGGAGGUGAGGUGGAUGUGAGGUGUCAGAACUGGGAAGGUGGCAUUGGCGGGGUACCAGGGAUGGAAGCCCACGGUGGCUAUACCUUCUGUGGCUUGGCCGCGCUGGUAAUCCUCAAGAGGGAACGUUCCUUGAACUUGAAGAGCUUAUUACAAUGGGUGACAAGCCGGCAGAUGCGAUUUGAAGGAGGAUUUCAGGGCCGCUGCAACAAGCUGGUGGAUGGCUGCUACUCGUUCUGGCAGGCAGGGCUCCUGCCCCUGCUCCACCGUGCACUGCACGCCCAAGGUGACCCUGCCCUUAGCAUGAGCCACUGGAUGUUCCAUCAGCAGGCCCUGCAGGAGUACAUCCUGAUGUGCUGCCAGUGCCCUGCAGGGGGGCUUCUGGAUAAACCUGGCAAGUCGCGUGAUUUCUACCACACCUGCUACUGCCUGAGCGGCCUGUCCAUAGCCCAGCACUUCGGCAGCGGAGCCAUGUUGCAUGAUGUGGUCCUGGGUGUGCCCGAAAACGCUCUGCAGCCCACUCACCCAGUGUACAACAUUGGACCAGACAAGGUGAUCCAGGCCACUACAUACUUUCUGCAGAAGCCAGUCCCGGGUUUUGAGGAGCUUAAGGAUGAGACAUCGGCAGAGCCUGCAACUGACUAGAGGACCUGGGUCCCUGCAGCUCUGUGCCCACCCAUCUCCCCAGACAAGGUUUAUACGUUUCGAUACAUACUGCAUUCUGUGCUACACAAGCCUUAGCCUCAGUGGAGCUGUGGUUCUCUUUGUCGUUUCUUGUCAAACAAAACCAGUGGCUCUGGGUUUGGAGAACACAGUGGCUGGUUUUAAAAAUUCUUUCCACACCUGUCAAACCAAAAAUCUAUCAGCCCAGCUGGUGUGGUUGGUGAACAGUGCACGCCAGGAGGAAGCAGCCCCUCCUCACCAGCUCUCCAGCCAGGACGAUCACAUAGAGAUGAAUGGCAUCUGAGUAUUACGACAUCCAGAGCCACUGCUGACUCCCACUUGCACGCCACCAUUCAGUCACCAGACUGGGUGCCCUCCCAUGGGCGGAAUAAGUCUGCUCCAUGCCAAGCCUGGGCUUUUGAGUCCCACCAAGAUGAGUUCUCUGGAAGACUGUGGUGGGGUUGCACCAGGAGGUGCCUCUGCCUCUCGACUCACACCCUGGUCAUUUGCAAGGGAAACGAGCUGGAGGUGGGGGGAGAAAGAUCUCCUUCAGUUGGGAGCCCCUCCGCUUCAACACUGGAGAACUGAGCCUUGCAUCUCUCCAGGGUCCAAGGCCACGCUUGGUGCACUGGCAAGACUUGCUUCAGCCCCAGGUGUGGUGAGUUAGACCUGGGAAACCAAUUAUGAGUGGAAAAUGAACCUCUAGUUCAACUGUGCCAGAGGAAGCAGCCCUCCAGUGCCCCCCCGCCUCACUCCUCCCCAUCAUGUACCAUGAAAACCCCCUCUGAUGGCCUCAAGGCAGUGCCUGCAGGCCGAGGCCCUUCUGGGGGUUUCUGUCUUUCUUCCACCAGACUCCAAGCCCACUCUCCUCCAAGACUGUGCUGUCUUUUCUUACCCAGAGUAUUAACACUACUAAGUCUUUCACCUUAAUUUAUGACUCAGGAUUUAUUCACGUCCUGCCCACUCUAGGCUCACAGGAAUAAAAUCAAGUGCUAGACACGCUGGCUGCCACUAAGGCACUAGCUCUGGAGCUGGUGGUGGCAGCGGGGGGUGCCACCCAGCAUGCUGGGUCCUGGCAGUGCCUCUGCUGUGCUGCACAUUGAGCCCUUUCUCAGUCCGUGGAGUGUCGAGUUGGGCCAUCUGUCCACUGACCUGGCCUUCAUGUAAGCAGCUGUGGGCUGCGGGCAGACAGGAGCUCAGAGAUGCAGCAUGAGGCUCUUAGAAAAACUUGGCCAUUUGCUGCCUCUAAUUCCUUUUGCUUUGACAUAUUGGGCUAUGUAUUACCUCCUUGAAAUAAUAAAAGAAUAACAUUUUCUAUGA
Messenger RNA from Macaca mulatta (Rhesus monkey), 2966 nucleotides. RefSeq names its product farnesyltransferase, CAAX box, beta (gene FNTB). Gene Ontology annotation, cellular component: protein farnesyltransferase complex. The record is from RefSeq and is a predicted model, not a curated record. Lineage: Eukaryota; Metazoa; Chordata; Mammalia; Primates; Cercopithecidae. Gene Ontology annotation, biological process: protein farnesylation. Gene Ontology annotation, molecular function: protein farnesyltransferase activity.